Cutaneotrichosporon oleaginosum is the source of this 1230-nucleotide messenger RNA. RefSeq lists its product as uncharacterized. The record is from RefSeq and is a predicted model, not a curated record. Lineage: Eukaryota; Fungi; Basidiomycota; Tremellomycetes; Trichosporonales; Trichosporonaceae.
CUCCCAUCCUCGAUCUCCGAUCUCUCCUCGAUCUCCGAUCUCUCCUCGAUCUCCUCGCUUCGCACACCGCCACGCUCACCUUUGUGUCACACCACACGUCGUGACGAGCAAUGAAGACAGCGACGAGUGUGUUUCGGCCACCCAGCUCCGCUCAUGCUCUACCAAGCCCGACAUCCGACAACGGUUCUGGCAUACUCUGGUGCCAAGUGACGCGCCCCGUCUCCAACAGUCUCUCGGCCGUCGGGGCCUCGGAGAUCCAACCCGCCAGUCGCAAGAUCGAUGUCUCCAACAUUCCCCCCUCUUUGUGCCCAAAUAAGAAGUGAGAUGUGUGAUCACACAUGUCCCCCGAUUCCCCGAGUCCCACGCCCUCCGCUCCACUAAUAAUACACUACACUGCCGUGUCACGGGACACGACGCCGUGGAAUGCCGCGCAGACGUUUAUAGCUGUGCCGAGCUUUUGCAUAUCCUCGCCACCCGCCCCCCUUCACACCAUGAGCGACGAGCACGCGCACCAGCACGACCACCCCGCCCACAUACACGCCGACUCGCACCCUUCGGCAUCGCAGGACGCCAUGCACCUCGCGGCGUCGAUGCGGCAGGCGGCGCGAGACCACGAGGCUGGGCACGACGAGCACGUGGCCGAGCAGGUCGAGCGCAUGAAUAACGACCACACGCCCGAGGCGACGCGCGUGCUCAACGAACGGGAGAUGCCAGCGCCGGCGGCGAGGCAUGCGCUCGCGGGCCAGGACGACCUCGCGGUCCCGAGACGCUUCGCCGACUUUAGCAAGACGCCCGAUCUGUUCCGGCACACGCCGGUGUGAUUCGGCGGAAGAAGGUGGGGCUGGCGACAUCGAGUAGGCUAUACGACGAGUGCUUCGAGCAAAGACGGCGCGCAGAUGCGCCAAGAACAGCGAGCGCUAGGCAGCAGGGUGUGAAGGCGGGCCAGUCGGUUCCAGGACCAGGACGAGGUGGCAAACCAAAUGUAGACGACAAAGCACAGCGAUCAUGACGAGGCACGAGUGACGGGCACGGCUGGGUUGUAGUCCCCAUGCACAGUUGUAAGCAACGCGGAACAGCAUCCCUGUACAUGCUCUCUAUGCUCUAGCCUUUCCUCUACUUCUUCUUCAUCAAGCCCUUCUGCAGCCACUUGGGCAUCUUGACCUCGCCCGCCUUGCCUGUGAGCUUCUUGGGUUGCUCAGGAGGCUCCUUGACGGCAGGCGGGGGAAGCGG